AUGGACAAGACUAAUUAUCCGGGCUACGAAGAGCUAUCAGAGAUCUCCUUCGCAGAGGUAGAACGACUUACGAAAGCUCGGCUCCCCUUGAUCAUCCCAUGGCACCCCAAGCAGAUGGUUCCUCUAGGCACCUUCUUUCACUCGACCAAAAAGUCCGAAGAAUAUCCCUGGGCGAAGAACUCCCCAUUCGACCCGAGCUCCUUAGCCAGGACUGCGAUGAUCGUUGGCAGGGACUACGGAAGUCAGAGCACGUUCAAGUCGAGGUCGACGAGUAGAUCGACACAGACCGUCGACCAUCUGGAGCUAGGCUUCGGAGUCGGCGUGGGACUUCCUUUCCUCGCGAGCGUGACGGUUCAUGGCGAUUACUGUAAAGACGUUCAGGAGAACAAAGACGUUCGUCGAACAAGCUGUCAUGAUGGAAUUCAACUGACUCGUGUUCAGAGUAACAAGACAUCCAUCAACUUCAGCACCCGAGCAGGCUCGGUUUUCUUCGAGAGGCAACCUCGUCUAUCCUAUGAUGCAAUCGGCACGAUCAAGUAUUUCGGCGGUCUCGAGGCAUUCCACGAAAAGUACGGAGACUACUAUUUGGCGGGGUAUCGUCUUGGAGGCGACACUGGGAUCCUCGUCAGUGGGUCAAACUCCUUCAGGAAACAACUGGAGAAGUUUGGGAUCACGGUCACGGUGGAAGUCCUUUUCGUCGAAGCAAGUGUCACGCAUACCAAAGACGUUCUUACCACCUCUGCUGGUAGUGAAGUCAAGGUCAUCGGAUAUGACACUCUGGGCUACACUCGGUACAAUUCCAGUGCUGAGAAUGAUCGAUCGUCUGUGGCAGACGUGCGCAACCAAGCAGAGGACUAUGUCGAGGAGGCACGAAAUCUGGAUCUCAGAGUAAGCGAUAAGCUGGACGAACUCGAGAUACGAGACGGCGAUGUUGUCGACGAAUCCGUGUGUCGAGAAUUGGUCGAAGCUGGCUUAGUUGUGGAACUCAUGCUGCUGCCGGCCAUCACGCUACGAGACGUGCAGAAUUGGGUGAUUGAAGACGAUGUGAUCUAG
This is a messenger RNA of Lecanosticta acicola, 1053 nucleotides long. The record is from the annotation of a GenBank genome assembly. Lineage: Eukaryota; Fungi; Ascomycota; Dothideomycetes; Mycosphaerellales; Mycosphaerellaceae.